Molecule: messenger RNA, 1227 nt
Organism: Leguminivora glycinivorella
Lineage: Eukaryota; Metazoa; Arthropoda; Insecta; Lepidoptera; Tortricidae
Product: procathepsin L-like
Exons: 5
Coding region: 43-1029 (328 amino acids)
Cellular component (GO): lysosome
Molecular function (GO): cysteine-type endopeptidase activity
Source: RefSeq, a predicted model, not a curated record
GUACUGGUUGUUCUGGUAAGCUCACACCUGUUGACGACCACCAUGUUUGUACCGAUCGUCCUGGCAGUCGUCUGCCUUGCCAGCAGCACGGUCUUGGCUGCAACUGACAAACCAUUCUAUGACGUGGAAGACGCUGAGAACUUGUUCGAGACUUUUCUCCAAGAGUACAAUAAAGUAUACAAAAACCGGAGGGAGUAUUACGAAAGGCUUGACAAUUUCAAGAAAACCUUGAAGGAAAUAAAUGAACGGAAUGCCAAAUUUCCUGAUACUGUGUUCGCAUUGAACCACUUUGCUGACUUAUACCCUGAAGAGCUGCAGCAAUAUUUAGGCUUCAAACUUCCAGAAAAUAUGACGGGUGUAGUACUCCCUAAUGGGCCGACUCCGACGGAAGACCACUUUGACUGGAGGGACAAGGAUGCUGUUACACAUGUUAAGGACCAAGGAAAAUGUGGUAGUUGCUUCAUCUUCAGCGCUGUUGGUGAUAUUGAAGGGCAGUACGCCAUCAAACACAAGCAAUGCUUAGCUUUCUCUGAAGGGCAGGCUCUCGACUGCCUCGACUCGGGAACAUGCAACGGAGGUUGGAUGCACUGGAUUAUGCAGGAACUGGCUCAAACAAAUAAAAAAUUGGAAAAAGACUCAGACUAUCCCUAUAAAGCUAAAAAAAGAACUUGCACUGAAGACCCCAGUAAGGGAGUAGUGCUAGUAACAGGUGGCGACCCGAUCAAAAUCGCCGAUGAAGAAGAAUUGAAGAACAAAUUGGUAAAUUUAGGACCUCUAGCAGUGGCUCUAAAUGCUAAUGACUUCCAAUUUUAUCAUAAAGGCAUACUAGAACCAAAAAAUUGCAAGGGGCAAGAUCCUAACCAUGGCGUGCUCUUGGUCGGCUAUGGAGAAGAAAAAGGCAAGAAGUUCUGGAUCAUUAAAAACUCUUGGGGCACCGGUUGGGGACUAAAAGGCUACGUGAAACUGUUGCGAGGAGUCGACGCUUGCGGCAUGGGCACCAGCUACACCGCCCACUCCCAAGUGGCUUAGAGUCUGCCAUCACCCGCAGCCGUUCACAUCACCGUGUAUUCUUGGAUUGCAUCUCGCACCGCUGGCUCGCUUAACAUUAAACCUUCAUUAUGGCUUAUCGAUUUAAAUUCCUUUCUCAAUGUAAAACUACAAAUUUCACUUGAUUUGAUUUAAAUUCUCUCUCUCUAAAAUAAAAUUGGUAGAUGCGUUUGAAUUAAA